AUGAGCAGACUCAAGAAGUCUCCACCGCUGGAGAGGACUAGCAACACUAUGCGAGCUGCACUAGCGCUGGUCCACAACUCUCCACAAAAGUCAAGUAUUGGCAUCUCAGUUUCAAAGAGAACGCCUAUUAUAUCGCAAAGUUCCACUGCGGGGACUGAGGCGUAUUGGGCCUCUCGCGCUAUGAUGGCAGAAUCAGCACUAGCGGCCCAGACAUCUCGUCAGGGCGCGCUGCAAUACCUCUCGUACAAACAAGAAGUCCAAUCUGCGAGGGACUUAGCGAUGCUUAGUAGUGCGAACGACGCGAAGCAUGCUAUGCUGGAGAGAGUUGUAUUGUUACUGAUUGGAUGCGUAGUGCUGCUAGUUUCGGUCGUCAUAUAUCUGGCAGUUUCGACUCAUCACAGAAUCAGCAAGCAAACGUCCUCCUGGCUGACGCUUCCAUCCCAUUUUACCAUCCCCAUCUUAUCCCCAUUUACGUCUGUGGUUGAGCACGAAACUUCCAUGCUGAGCUCGCGCACGAUUGCAAUGCUCGUAUUAUCGUUGACGUGCUUGCUCUACUUCAUGUUUCGCCUGUGGCUCAACAGAAGGCCAACAACUUAG
Pleurotus ostreatus (oyster mushroom) is the source of this 597-nucleotide messenger RNA. RefSeq lists its product as uncharacterized. The coding region runs from base 1 to 597 and encodes 198 amino acids. The record is from RefSeq and is a predicted model, not a curated record. NCBI's taxonomy places the organism in Eukaryota, Fungi, Basidiomycota, Agaricomycetes, Agaricales, Pleurotaceae. The transcript is spliced from 4 exons.